GCGCGGAAUGCGCAGGCCAAAGUUGCCAGCGUCUGCCAGAACGUCGAUGCCAGUGGUCUCGCCGAACACUAGAAACUCAAUCCAACAGCAACCCGACCACCACAACUUUCCACUUCCUUUGACAUUUGGGGUCCCAUUCCCUUAUCCACCUCACCAAUAUGUUAUAAUGUCCCGACCGCAAAGCCAUCCACCGAAAACAGAUAAUAUCAGGGAAGUUCGAUAGUAGCCGAUUCUCCGCAUCAUCACUUUCGGCACAAUCCAGUCCAUGCCACCUUUGCUCGCGCCUUGGUCCGCCGUCUGAGGAGGCAGAGCAGCUGUGGCGACUAAGAACAACUCGACCUGAGGCUCGGCGCGGCGGUGACCAUGUCUGACUCUGUUGAUCGCGUGUUCGUCCACGCCCUAGCCACCGUGCGUCGUCUACCGCGUACCGGGUCAUCCAGACCGCCACCAUCAGCUCGACUCCGUCUCUAUGGCCUCUACAAACAAUCUAUGGAAGGAGAUGUCGAAUCUAUACUACCGCGGCCCACUGUUCCCUCGGUAUCACCGGACCCGAACAACGCCAAAUCGAACAAUGUCCACCGCUACGCCUCGCGAGACCUAAGGAUACGAGAAGCAGAAGCCGAGAUUGAGAAAUGGGACGCAUGGCACAGUUGCGCGGGCAUGUCGCGCACAGAGGCUAAACGGAAGUAUAUCAGCACCUUGAUUGAAACGAUGAAGGAAUACGCCAGCGGGACACAGGAGGCCCGGGAACUGGUGGCCGAACUUGAGUUCGUUUGGAACCAGAUCCGCAGUCAGAGCGGGAGCUCGGAGGACGAGGAUGCAGAUUCACCUACACGCCGCCUCGAGCGGGCUGGAUUGAAACAGACACAGAGUUUUGGAAGUGGUAGUAUACCGCCGGGUCAUGCUCAUCUGAACCCAAGCAGUGCCGGCGGCGGAGGCGGGUUAAGCAGGCUGAAUUCGAACUCUGGUGAUCCAAAUCGGUUACGGGUCCUGUCGCCCGUUUCGCAACGAGACAGCGAUGGCAUCGUCGAAGGUGAAGAGGUGGAGGUCGAUCCGGAAACGGGGGUCGUGAUUAAUCCUACGCCUCAGCCUCAGCCUCGGCCGUCAGCGAUGACUGAAGUUGAAUGGAGACAUCAGAUCGACUCGCAUUUACGGCAGCUGUCGACCGAGAUCGCUGCCCUGCGCGAACAGUUGUCGGCUAACCAUCUUCUUUCGUCAUCUUCAUUUUCGCCGUCGUUGACGUCCAGGCGAAGACGGCUGUUUUAUAGGGUAUCUACAUGGGUGAGAUGGCUGGCUUGGGUCUUGGUCCGCCAGCUCCUCAUGGAUGCGGGACUAAUCCUGCUUGUUAUCCUGUGGGCGAGGUGGAAGGGGUACAAGGACCGCAAGGUCGAACACUGGGCCAGACGCCGGUGGCAUGAUGCCGCCCAGGCUUUGGGAUAUGUCCAGGACUGGCUGGCGCAGUCGUUACGAUCUGUGCCGGUGCCUAUACCUGGGAUAUGGAAGGGUCCGUAGUGAGGGUCAUUCCACGAGAGUUAUGCGAAUCUGAAUCUGAAUGAGAGAAAUUUUGAAUCUUUGUAUCUUUUUUUGGCCAUGCUAUUCUGAUUGUUCUUGUUCGCCUGGUAAUCAUCAUACCAUGGCUUCUACCGGAUUGUCUGUUGCAGUUAUGUAGCAUACGAGACACCAAGGCACUGGAGACACCAGGGCACUGCUUGGGAAUGGUCGCUCCGGACUAUUACUGUACUUCCCGUUUCAGGUCUAGACCUCGGGUUCCUUCUGAGGAUCUUUCGCCUACACAAGGCCCCAGGCGUAAUGGAGUACAAGUAAUCAAAUCACUGCAUAAGGUAA
This is a messenger RNA of Exophiala dermatitidis NIH/UT8656, 1845 nucleotides long. RefSeq lists its product as uncharacterized. Gene Ontology annotation, molecular function: fatty-acyl-CoA binding. The record is from RefSeq and is a predicted model, not a curated record. Lineage: Eukaryota; Fungi; Ascomycota; Eurotiomycetes; Chaetothyriales; Herpotrichiellaceae. The transcript has 2 exons. Gene Ontology annotation, biological process: fatty acid metabolic process. Bases 364 to 1512 code for a protein of 382 amino acids.